Molecule: messenger RNA, 1137 nt
Organism: Oppiella nova
Lineage: Eukaryota; Metazoa; Arthropoda; Arachnida; Sarcoptiformes; Oppiidae
Source: the annotation of a GenBank genome assembly
AUUGAAUCACAAAAUAUGGGUAAAGAUCAAAAGGACCUCAAAAGGACUACUCCACAAUUAAUAGAGUCACGAAACUUUGAGACACAAACUCAUUACAUAACAACCAGUGAUGGAUAUAUUCUGACAGUAUAUCGCAUCAUAAAUCCAUAUUUGCGGCACAAAUCAAGUCAUUUGAAGCCAAUCCUAUUGCAACACGGAUUCACUGCCAAUUCAGACGUGUUUCUGGUGUCAAGAAUUGGAUCCAUUGAUGCGAAUGGAAAAUACAGUGAAGACAAUAGGGUUACGGAUUGUAAUCGUCUGAAAAGAGUGGGCAAAACACUUGGGUUUGUAUUGUCCGCCUGUGGUUACGACGUGUGGCUGUCAAACAUCAGAGGAAACAAGUACUCAACAAAUCACACGACACUCGACCCCAAAGAGGAUCACCACUUCUGGAGGUUCACGAUCGACGAGUUGAGCCAAAUAGACCUCCCGGUGAUCAUCGACUAUAUACGCAAACAGACAGACAAACCGAAGAUUGGUUACGUCGGCUACUCCAUGGGAACGACACUCAUGUUUGCAUUGCUGUCAUCACAACCAGAAUAUUCCGGAGUAAUUGAUCCGUUCAUAGCGUUAGCGCCUGUCGUUUAUUUGUCACGUCUUCCCAAAUAUUUAAAGCGAUUUACAAUACUUGAGCCGUUUUUGAGGGCAUUUCCAAUGCCUUUAAUAAGAUUCGGAUAUUUACGCAAAUUUACGACAGAAAUACUGAGCGGACAGGAGCUGACUGACCACAUGGCAUACAUGAACGCCAUGGCCGCACACCUCAUCGACGAGUCGUCGACACUCGUGUUGUCACACUAUCUCCAGAUGAUCUCAAACGACAACUUCGGGCGAUACGACUACGGCUUGUCUCAGAACCUCUAUCUCUACGGCUCCCCGAAGUCACCCGACUAUCCGUUGGCUAACAUUACUUCCCACAGAAUCGCGUUCAUAGAGUCGCCCGAAAAUGACAUCUUCAGCGGUCACGAAGAUCUGCAAAGACUUAAAAGUGAGCUCAAAGUGGAUCUACUCAUGGAUUAUCGCAUUCCUGACAAUAAGUGGACUCAUGUGGACUACCUGUUCCACAAUAGGGCUGAUAAAUAUGUGACCAAGUUUUGUUAA